Molecule: messenger RNA, 963 nt
Organism: Cydia amplana
Lineage: Eukaryota; Metazoa; Arthropoda; Insecta; Lepidoptera; Tortricidae
Product: MRN complex-interacting protein
Exons: 2
Coding region: 23-769 (248 amino acids)
Biological process (GO): mitotic G2 DNA damage checkpoint signaling
Cellular component (GO): nucleus
Molecular function (GO): chromatin binding
Source: RefSeq, a predicted model, not a curated record
CUUGGUACACGUUAUUAAUAGGAUGCCUCAAACCUUCCAAGUGUUGCGGUGUUACAAAUGCGAGGUGUUCCAAGUACACCCAACUAAGAAAGCUAACAAAUGGAAGUGUAAGCUAUGUAAUGAGAAACAAUCAAUUAAACGGUUUUAUGGUUUGGGCACUGGCAAAGAGUGCAGGUUACAUGUCCAGAAACUAAAUGGGAUCAGAGCUGACAUUGAUGCCACUAGCUGCGGAUCUGAUACCAGUGACACCAGUAAUAUAACAGAAAGUCCAGAACAAUCUGGACAGAAUGAACUUGCAUACUGUUGUUCAGUUGCCAAGAAAAGCAAAUGGCUAGAUUAUGUAGAUACUGAGGAAAAUAAGGAAAUUCCUGAUGAAACGAUGCUUCUAAAUAAUACUGAAAUUGUAUUGGAAUUACCAAAAAAGCGUCCAAGGAAAUCCUAUACAAGUACUAGAAUACUGAAUAAACCUAAAACUGAAUGUGUGUCAGAAGAUUUUUUACAGCCUUCAACAUUAUCAAAUGAUGAUAAAAAGUGUAAUGGUAUAACCUCCAUGGAUAAAGCCGAAUCACCUAUUUAUGCUUGCACGGCUGAUAUGGCCCAUGAUGUAUCAGAAGCUCCAAUAAUAAAUAACUCAAAAUGGGCAAAAUUUGUAGAGGGCACCCAAAAUUGUAAAGAUGAAUACACUAUGGAUCCAAUUACAUAUACCGAUAGCCUAUUUUCUCUCAACCCUAUGGAAGAUGUGGAACUUGAUUCAGUCCUGGAUCUGUAGUUCAAUCAGCUUUGUAUCUUGCAUCAGAUUGUGCCUUUAUUUACUAUAACAUCAAUAAAGAAACAAUGUCAUUUAUAAUAUUUUAUUACAAAAACCAAUACACAUUUCAUCACAAUGGCAACAGUAUAUUAUUAUCACUUAAAUAUCUCUACAAGAUAAAUAGCAUACUUCCUACCACACAUACUGACUGAUUC